AUGGCCCAAAACAAACCCUCCUAUCUUAUUGUCGGCGCUGGUGUGUUUGGUGUGUCUACCGCCUAUCACCUUAUCAAGAAGUACCCCGAUGCAUCCGUGACCCUUGUCGACAAGGAUGCCUUCGACGCCGACGAGCGCGUGGCCGCCUCAUGGGACUGGAACAAGGUGGUCCGCGCCGACUACGACGAUUUCACAUAUUGCCAACUAGCCCUGGAAGCCCAAGACAUAUUCAAAAGUGACCCGCUCUGGAAGCCUUAUUUUCACCAGACGGGAGUCUACUGGAUCUGCCGCAGCGACUACGCGCAGAAUGUCAUUGACCACCACAAGAGACUCGGCCGCAAGGACGACAUCAUUGCCUUGCCAGUUUCAGAGGCCCGCAAGCUUUACAGCGGUCUCUUUGAAGAUGCUGAUUAUUCCGGGGCCAAGGAGGUGCUCAUCAACCGCGCGAGUGGUUGGGCGGCUGCUGGAGAUUGUUUGCGCGCCGUCACCCGUGAAGCCCUGAGGUUAGGUGUCAAGUACGUGACCGCGGAAACUGCAUCUCUCGAGUUUGAUCAGCGUGGGAACUGCACGGGCAUCAAGACGACAACAGGUGAGACAUUAACGGCUGACCACACCAUUCUUUCCACGGGGGCGUACACUCCUAAGCUGUUGGAGUUGAGCGCAGCAAAGAGCGGUCUGUCCAACCUCCGUGCUGGCGAUCGUAUUCUGGCAGCGGGCAUCACUACGGGGAUGGCAGAGCUUGACGAAGAAGAGUGCAAAAAGUAUGCAAACAUGCCCGUUGGGUUUCAGGGUUAUACAGGACAUGGCAAGCCCUUCAUUGGCAGCAUCCCGCCGACGAAGGAUAGGGAGCUAAAGUGGUGGGGAGCCAAGAUCUUCUCCAACACCAAGGAAAUUCUGCCUGGCCGCCACGUUUCUGCGCCUCCACCGGCUAAAGACUACAGCCAGUGGAAGGUCUCUCGGCGGCUGAAAGAAGACAUCGCCGAGCAGAGGAAUCUUUGGUACGGAAGUAAGAGUGCGGACUGGAAGAUGACCAAGCACCGCAUCUGCUGGGAUGCCUUCACAACCAGUUCAGACUUCAUCAUCUCACCGCACUCGGCUGCCAAAGGCCUAUAUAUCGCAACUUGCGGCUCCUUCCACGGGUUCAAGUUCUUCCCCGUGCUUGGCAAGUAUGUCAUUCAGAUGCUAGAAGACUCGCUGUCUCCUGAGCUGAAGACGAGGUGGGCUUGGGAUCGCGAACGCCCAGAUCACUUGCAGAAUCCCGAGUAUCCCAACUCCGAGCUGAGCGAUCUUGUGGAUCCGGUGUCAAAGUUGUAG
Messenger RNA from Colletotrichum spaethianum, 1314 nucleotides. Its product is annotated as L-pipecolate oxidase. Bases 1 to 1314 code for a protein of 437 amino acids. NCBI's taxonomy places the organism in Eukaryota, Fungi, Ascomycota, Sordariomycetes, Glomerellales, Glomerellaceae. Gene Ontology annotation, molecular function: saccharopine oxidase activity; sarcosine oxidase activity; flavin adenine dinucleotide binding. The transcript is spliced from 3 exons. The record is from RefSeq and is a predicted model, not a curated record.